Osmerus eperlanus (European smelt) is the source of this 7769-nucleotide messenger RNA. It is a transcript of the gene shank3b, whose product is annotated as SH3 and multiple ankyrin repeat domains 3b. Gene Ontology annotation, molecular function: ionotropic glutamate receptor binding; synaptic receptor adaptor activity. Gene Ontology annotation, cellular component: postsynaptic density; dendritic spine; postsynaptic membrane. The coding region runs from base 336 to 5225 and encodes 1629 amino acids. The record is from RefSeq and is a predicted model, not a curated record. NCBI's taxonomy places the organism in Eukaryota, Metazoa, Chordata, Actinopteri, Osmeriformes, Osmeridae. The transcript is spliced from 25 exons.
GGGCUGAAUCGAGCAUUUUUGUCAUACAGUAACAGCACAAUCUAUGCCUUCGCUCUUCAUCCUUUCCUGUCUGUCCACCUUCUCUCCAUCUCUUUCCUCUCUCUCUCCCUCCAUCUUACUUUUUAUUUUUCCCUCUAUCCCUUCCUCUCCCCUCCUUAUCCCUGUCUCUCUUUCCUCUCUCUCUUUCCUCUCUCUCUCUUUCCUCUCUCUCUCUUUCUACCUCCCAUACCCUCUUUUCUUCCUUCGCUCUCACGAGUCCGCAGGAGUGAGAAUCCGGUGAUGGAGUUUGUGUGUCUCUGCUGCUCUGGGGCUGUGAGUGGACAGUGACAGACCCCAUGCCUCUGAGUCCGGCUGCUGACGCCAAGCAUGACCCCCCAGACCGCCCCCGAACACACGCCGCUACCAACGGCAACCAGCUCGCUUCCAACGUCGCCAGGGACGAUGGGGCAGAUAACCUUGACGACCCCCCUGGAAACAGUAUCGUCAUCCGCAUUGGAAUCCCUGACCUGCAACAGACAAAGUGUCUUCGGCUAGACCCAGAUGCAGCAGUGUGGAGCAGUAAGCAGCUGGUCCUGGUGACUCUGACCCAGAGCCUGGCGGACGUCCUGAACUACGGACUCUUCCAGCCAGCCUUCAACGGACGCGCUGGGAAGUUCUUAGACGAGGAACGCCUGCUGAAGGAGUACCCCCUCCCCCCAAUAACCCCCAUCCCCUACCUGGAGUUCCGUUACAAGAGGCGUGUCUACACUCAGAGUUAUGUGGAUGACAAGCAGCUAGCUAAGCUGCACACCAAGGCCAACCUGAAGAGGUUCAUGGAGUACGUGCACCAGAGGAACCUGGAGAAGGUGUCCAGGUUCCUGGAGAAGGGUCUGGACCCCAACUUCCACGAUGCAGACACUGGGGAGUGCCCCCUGACCCUGGCGGUUCAGCUGGAGACGUGCGCUGACCUCAUCAAGGUUCUGCGGAGCGGAGGAGCUCAUCUGGACUUCAGGACCAGAGAUGGCAUCACCGCCUUGCACAGAGCUGUGCUCUGCAGGAACGCCCUGGCUCUCACUACCCUGCUGGACCUGGGCGCGUCCCCGGACUACAAGGACAGCCGUGGCCUGACCCCGCUGUACCACAGCAGCAUGGUGGGAGGAGACCCGUACUGCUGUGAGCUGCUGCUGCAGGACCACGCACACAUAGGCAGCAGCGACGAGAACGGCUGGCAGGAGGUGCACCAGGCGUGUCGUCAUGGUAACGUGCAACACCUGGAGCACCUUCUGUUCUACGGAGCGGACAUGAGCUCCCAGAAUGCAUCAGGAAACACAGCACUGCACCUGUGUGCUCUCUACAAUCAGGAUGGCUGUGCAAGGGUUCUACUGUUCCGUGGAGCUAACAAAGACAUUAAAAACUACAACAACCAGACUGCCUUUCAGGUCGCCAUCAUAGCAGGGAACUUUGACUUGGCAGAGAUCAUCAAGAUCCACAAGACAUCUGACGUUGUGCCUUUCAGGGAGAGCCCGUCCUACACAAAGCGCCGGCGAGGAGGCGGAACGAGAGCUGCAGGGGGGAGUGGCCUGUCUUCUCCCCGCUCUCUGAUUCGCUCAGCCAGUGACAACGCCCUGGAGAGCCCCGCCUCCACGUCCCCUGGCCCCUCCCUCCACAGCCUGGAGACCACGCCCAGCCGCCCAGGAGCCGACUCACACAGCCUGCGCAGACACACACGCCGACUCAGCCCCAGUGGCAAGGUACAACAGGAGCCCAGCCCCCCCCCCUCCCCCCCCAGCCCGCGGAAGAAGAGGAGGCUGUACAGCGCGGUACCUGGACGCACCUUCAUAGUGACGCGCUCACACACACCCCAGGGCACCGGGGAGAUCAACCUGCACCGAGGGGAGAGGGUCAAAGUCCUGAGUAUAGGAGAGGGGGGGUUCUGGGAGGGCUCUGUGAAGGGCAGGACCGGAUGGUUCCCUGCUGACUGUGUAGAGGAGGUCCAGAUGAGGCAGUAUGACCCACGUCUAGAGACCAGAGAGGACCGCACCAAGAGGCUGUUCAGACACUACACUGUAGGAUCCUACGACAACUACAGCUCUUACAGCGACUAUGUGAUCGAGGAGAAGACUGCUGUGCUGCAGAAGAGAGACAGCGAAGGGUUUGGCUUUGUGCUACGAGGAGCUAAAGCCGAGACCCCCAUCGAGGAGUUUGCCCCCACCCCUGCGUUCCCUGCCCUGCAGUACCUGGAGUCUGUUGACCUGGAGGGCGUGGCCUGGAGGGCGGGGCUUAGGACUGGGGACUUCCUGAUUGAGGUGAACGGGGUGGAUGUGGUGAAGGUGGGCCACAGACAGGUGGUGAGUCUGAUCAGACAGGGGGGCAGUCAGCUGCUCAUGAAGGUGGUGUCUGUGUCCCGCAAACCUGACGCACACCUGCUGCGCAAGAAAGCCCCGCCCCCUCCCAGGAGAGCUCCCAGCACCUCCCUGACGCUGCGUUCCAAGUCCAUGACCGCCGAGCUGGAGGAGAUAGCAUCAGCCAGGAGGAGGAGAGUGGAGAAGUUGGAUGACAUGCUGGCGGGCACACAGGAAGUGGUCAUGAGAACCCGGCCCUCUGAGGCGGACUUCCGGGCAGCCACAGUGAAGCAGCGGCCCACCAGCCGGCGUAUCACCCAGGCAGAGAUCAACUCCCUGUUUGAGAGGCAGGGCAUGCCUGUGCCUGCAGGGUUGGAGAAGGUGACCAUGCAGCUGCCCAGAGGCAUGUCCAGGACCAAGUCUUUUGCUACUCUGUCUCCCCCUGCAGGCGCUCCAGAAGACGACAGGAUCUCUGCUCUGAUUGGAGAGAACCGGUUUCCGCGGAGCUCCUCCAUGACGGACAGCUUCAUUCCGCCCCCUCCCCAGACCGCGCCCCCUCCUCCCCCCUCCCCCUACUACCUGGAGUCCGGCCCUCCCCCCGCAUUUCUACCCCCUCCACCGCCCGUCCGGGGGGCGGAGCUAGCCCGCUCCAGCUUCAAACCGGGGGCGGAGCCUAGGCUGCACGAGGCCUGUGAUUCGCCCACGAGGAGCCACGCCCACGCAGAGCGCCAGAGGAAGGCGCGGUCCAUGAUCAUCCUCCAGGACUCCCCCGCCCUGCUGCCCCCCGGCCCCGCCCCCGACCCCGCCCCCGCCCCCCUGACCUCUCACCCCGUGCUGGAGCGUCGGAGGCGGGGCCGGCCGGUGGAGAACCCCUAUGCCAACGUGGGCCAGCAGGCUCCGCCCAGCAAGCCCCAACGCAGGAAGUCUCCACUGCUCAAACAGCUGCAGGUGGAGGAAGGGGGAGGAGCCAAUCCCAGCAGGGCGGAGCUAUACCAGCAGCAGGUGCUCUCUGAGCGAGCUCGAAUCCAGGCCACGCCCCCUCAGGGCCGACGCUCCUCCCUCUUCCUGUCUGUGGAGGGGGCGGGAUCAGAAUCCUCAGCUCCUAUUCUCCUGACCCAAUCACAUUCCAUGGACGACUUGGGGGAGCUGCCUCCACCAAUCCCGGUGCUGUCCCCUUCCCCCUCCCCCCAGGGCUCCACCUUCCUGCACCCGCUGACGGGCAAGCCCCUCGACCCCGCCUCCCCGCUGGCACUGGCGUUGGCGGCACGGGAACGAGCGCUCACCGCCCGCACACCGAGCCCAGAACCCCGUCACAAACGCACCACGCCCCCCCAGACAAGCCCCGAACCCCGGCACAAGCACAUAACCCCGCCCCUCUUCCUUGACGGGCAGGUGGAGAGACCGGAGACGGAGGGCGGGGCCACCUCCCCCGCCGCCCCCUCCCCCGAGCGCUGGAGGCCCUCCCCCCUGCCCCUGCCCAUCAGUCAGGUGACCAUCAGCGUGACCAGUGAGACCCAGGCGCCCGUGCACAUAGAGGCACAGCGUCAGGUGGAGAGGAGGCGGAGCCUAACAGUGGGGAGCUCGGAGGAAGAGGGCGGGGCCUACACCGUGACCCUGCCCCCCGCGCUGCUGUCGUCCAGUGACGAGGAGACGAGGGAGGAGCUUCGUAGGAUCGGGCUGGUGACUCCGCCCCCAGGCUUCACUGCGUCCCCGCCCCCCACCCUCUCUGCCUCCCUCAGCCUGUCUCCACGGCGAACCCAGCCUGGCGAGGUGGGGGGAGGCGGAGGGGAGUCGGCCCCGGACUCGGGGGUGGAGGAGGGGGAGGACAGGAGUGCCAGCGACCCCCACCUGGACACCCCCGCCCCCAGCCUCCCCCCGCUGCCCUCUCCAGAUCCCCCCCAGCCCCAGCCCAGCUCCUCCCCCAGCCCCGGGGGGCCCCCAGACCCCCAGGGCCUGAAGCCCCGGCUGCGCUCCCCUCUGGGCCGGGGGCGCUCCGCCCUCAGGGACCCCCUCCUCAAGCAGUCCUCCGACAGCGAGCUGCUGCCCUCCAGCGGCUCCAGCCCCGGCCGGCCGCCCCGCUACCUGUUCCAGCGCCGCUCCAAGCUGUGGGGGGGCGACACGGGUGAGAGGCGGCCCAGGCAGGGCAGCCCGGAGGAGGGGAGGCCCCAGGCCGUGGGGGGGCAGGGGCUGGAGCUGGCCUCAAGGCUGCAGCUGCUCAGUAAGGACACACACUCGCUGGGGGAGGAGCCUGCGCUGCUUGACCCUGGGAGGAGGUCGCCGGUGGGCGGGGCCAGAUGUGACCAGGACAAUGGAGACCGUAAAGCGUUGUUCAGCAGUUUGGGGGAGUUAAACACCAUAUCCCAGAGGGCUUAUGGCACCACCUUCACUGUCAGACCAGGAAGUCGCUACCCGGUGACGCGCCGCAGCCCCUCCCCCUCCUCUGAGAGGCCGGAGGCCCUGGGGCCUGGGAGGGGUUUUGGGAUAAGCCCCUCCCACCACCACCACCACCACCACCACACCAUCCUCAAGUCCUCCAGCCUCAGCCUGCCGUCCGAACCCAAGGAGGUCCGCUUCGUGAUGCGCAGCGCCAGCGCCCGUACACGCUCCCGUUCUCCUUCCCCCUCCCCCCACGCCUCCCCCUGCCCCUCUCCCGUCCUGGGGGGCCCCCUGCUGGCCCUCCGGCCGUGGCGCCAGCGCCCCCUGGCCCUGUGGAGUAAAUACGACGUGGGGGACUGGCUGGAGAGCGUGGGGCUGGCGGAGCACCGGGCUCGCUUCCAGGAGCACGAGAUCGAGGGCUCGCACCUGCCCGCCCUCACCAAGGAGGACUACGCUGAGCUGGGGGUCACACGCGUCGGGCACCGCAUGAACAUUGAGAGGGCGCUAAGGCAGCUGCUCGAGAGCUGAACCCCCUGAACCCCGACCCUUGAACCUGUUAACCGCUUACCCUAACUCCAUGAACCCUGACCUCAUAACCCACUGAACCCUGACCCAAAGAUCGUUGACCCCAUAACCUCCCCUGAAGCCUAACCCCUGACCUGCUAGCUCCAACAAGAUCCUGAACCUAGUUUAGACCCUGAUCCCAGUCUUGAGACUGGAACCCAGACCUACCCUGACCCCUGACCACAUCGCGUGGAGAAGGACUGCGAUCCAAAGACAGCUUCCUAAGGAGUCGAGUGUCGAGACAAGAAAAUACCUCCUCCAUCUCAAUAUCUCCAAUAGUUCAAUAUUUUACCAUUUAUAAAAAUCUACUUUUUAAUCUUUGACAUACUGGUUAAUGAGUGGAUAUGUUGAAAGUUGUGUUAACUCAUAAGUUGUAAAGUGUUAUGAAUAUGAAAGCAUAUUAACCCUCUGGAGUUUAAACACCCUCAUUUGAAUGACAGGGAGACUCUAGAACACUUAAUGUGAGUGUGUGUGUGUACAUUUGUGUGUGUAUGUCCGAAAGCCUGUUUUCCAAGGAGUGUGUUUUGUAUUUUGAGUCCUUUUCACCUGUUAUUGGGUCUCAACCUGCCAGCUCUGAACUGAGUUGUAGUACCACCUCCACACAGCAGGUGGCGCUGUGGGUCCAUCUGAACCCUCUCUUCCUCUGGUAGUGACGGACACUCAACGUUGACGACUUAAAGGUUUAAUGGAGAUUUAUUACUGAUUUAAUGUAGUUAUAGAUGAUUUUUGAACGUUUAUCAAAUAUUUAACUGAGAUUUUAUCAAAUCCUUCUCAAAGGUAUCAAUGAUUUCAUGACGAUUUAUUCAUGAUUUCAAUUUAAGAAUUUAACUACAAUUUAGUGAUUAUUUAAUGGCAAUUUUGGUUGUUUGUUGGUGGGUGUGUUCAUGCAGGCCGUGCCCCUCACAGCACCAGUCUGAGUCUUUAUGUAAGACUGAUGUGUUAUUGUUUUAGUACCAGCCUCAAGCAAUGCACACAACGCUGCUGACAGCCAUGAUUUCUAAUGUAAACAGUGAUGUAUGUCGAUACGUGGGCCAGUUUGUGCCCUGCGUAUCGCCCUGGCCAGAGGCUUCACUCUCUGGGAGGGUUGACCCUGCGUAUCGCCCUGGCCGGAGGCUUCCCUCUCUGGGAGGGUUGACCCUGCGUAUCGCCCUGGCUGGAGGCCUCCCUAUCUGGGAGGGUUUUGCACAGCAGUUGGUGCUAUAUCUCACUGAAGCCAUGUGUACAGACUUACACUAACCCCAACACAACCGGACACCUUCUAAUAACCCCAACACCUCCACCCUCCUAAACCACCCCUAACCCACCUCCACCCUCCUAAGCCACCCCUAACCCACCUCCACCUCCUUAAUUCCCCUGAACACUUCCAAGCCAACAAUAAACAACCAGAAACUUCCAAGCCAUACUGGACCAACCACCAAACGGACCCAACCCUCACCCUUCCAACCCUCACCCUUCCAACCCUCACCCUUCCAAACUCACCUUUCAUCCAAACAGAAAACAACCGCUGACUCAGUCAGAUAGUCCAAUCUCAACAUUUUAGUUUAUCUUGCCCAAUCAAAAGGUGUAAAACCCUAUACCUGAACGAGGUACCUGAACCUGGGCGAGGUGAUCCCUCCCCCAGCCUUCUGUGACCUGCUAGAGCUGGUCACUGUCACCUCCCUAACCAAUCAUAGUCAACCAAUCGGACAGGAACGGUUUAAUCAAACAAAUUAUUCAUUAGUCAAUCAAUCAAGAGUUACAUACACAUCAAUGUACUUUUUAACGAAACUAAAACUGGUGUGUGAUAUGGGUGAGGAUGCCGUCUAGCAGAGUGAAAGGACACUGUGAACAUAGUUAUCACAUGCAAUAAGCAGCAUCGCGUGUUCUCAUCUCUCCAGAACCGUCUACCGGCCUAGAGCACUCACGGUACCGACCCAGGUAGAAUAACAAACCUUGGCAACACCUUUCUCUCCCUCCACCUUCCUACCCCGACGGACAACUCUGAACACAAAAAUACCAGCACUGCAAAGCAGCCUGCCCCCGAAUGAACUCAAAAAUGAUAUAUUUACUAUUUUUGGUUUGUUAAUUUUUUAACCCCUCCCUUGACAAUCACAUCGGAAUGUAUCAAUUUAGAUGUUUGUUCAUUUCCGCUUCCUUUACUUCGAGCGCCCUCUGCCGAACGUAGGGAGUUAGUUAGAACAGCACGGUUGAUUGUAAACAUUCUAACCUGUUUUUCGAUCAGCUGAAAGUGACAACGAAGAUGAUAAUGAUGAUGAUGUGUGUGUGAAUGUCUUACUUUCGAUGAAUUUCCAUUAAUUCAGUCAAAUUACUUGUAUUUUAGGCAAAUAAAUACGUAUAGUUUCAGUGUGACGGUAAGCGCUUGGUGAUGGAAUAUCUGUUUUAUUCUUACUUGAGGUUCUUUUCCUCCAUAUUAAAGAGCCAUUUAUCCGCGUCCCGGGAAGCACAUCGCUUAGACCUGGUGUGUUCAACUGUGUGACAAACUUUCUAAUAAACUCAUAUUUACUAUCA